AUUCCGACGUCACGUGCACCGGAGGCGGGCGGAGUGAUACCAGCGUGCGCGGAUCGGUGGCUCUCGCAGUGCCGGCUUUGUUGGAUUUUGAGCGCAUCUGGUGCCAGCGCUGCGGCUUCGUGUCGGAUACCUCUGUAGUGCAACGAAAACAACGCUUCGGAAAUGUCUUGGCAGACGUACGUCGACAACCAGAUUUGUGCACAGGUCAACUGCACAGUAGCCGCAAUUGCUGGCCUCAACGAUGGAGCCAUUUGGGCGAAAUAUGAAAAGGACUCCAACUGUUCGAUCACGCAGCAGGAGCUGAAAACCAUCGCUGACACGAUGCGGACCAACCCUAGUGCUUUCAACGAGACCGGCAUCCACCUUGGUGGCCAGAAGUACGUCUGCCUAUGCGCCGAGAACAACCUUGUCCGGGGCCGAAAAGGCAGCUCGGCGUUCAUCGCCGUCGCCACCAACACCUGUCUGCUGGUAGCUGCCACCAUUGAUGGCUUCCCUCCUGGUGUGCUCAACACUGUGGUCGAGAAACUAGGAGACUAUCUGAAGCAAAAUAACUAUUAGUUUUACAAAGCAAAGGAAAGCGCUGUCUGCCACGAAAUUGCUCGUGCCGCCUUCUCCCCCUUGUCGAUCCUGCUGUCGCCGCCAUCUCCGGUUUCCUUCCUGCCCCCUCCCCGAUGGUCGAACCAUGCCAACAUGGCGGCGUCUACCCAAGCAGCCCCACAGGCCCCUGGAACUUCAGUUUUCACCGCCCUAACCUUAAAAAAAAAUUCACUUUCUUCUCUCACGAGCACUGUUAACACGACACGUCCGUGAGUUCUGCCAAGUCCCGCUAUUGUUUCCGUGAAGGGGGGGGGGGGUGCAACAGCAAAGGAGAGGAGACUCCAUCACUUCUUGCCUGCAUUCGUUGGCACAUUUUUAAUUGUGAAUUGUAAUCUUUUUUUUUUAUGCGUUACAAUGUUUUUUCACCUUCUCCUCCUCUUCAGUGUUUUUAGGUGGGUCGGGGAAACAAUUUGUGCGUUGAAUGGCGAUGCUGUUGAAGCCACUGAACACCAUAGUGUUGCGCCAAAUGCACCGGUUGGAAUAAAUUCCAGUGUUGGUGAACUUAUACCCAACUUUUUUUUUUAUGCACACAUGUUGAGAGGUGGACAGGUGCUAUUAAAUUAUUUUGUGCUGUUUCUCUUCGUCCUUGUUUGGUUUUUCUUUUUUUCAUGCUUUUUGCUAACAUGUUCUCUUAAGCGCUAGGGAUUGGUGCUGACAUGGAUGGGAAGCGGGCCAAAAAACAAGGCAUUUUCCUUCCAUAUUGUGCCGGCUGAUGCGCCAGACUUGCUUUCAAACCUAGUGCCAUUUCAACACUUCCCUGUCGCAUGAACACUAUAGCGUUUUCACCCCUUAAAAAAAAAAACAUUCAGUGCCGUGUAUACUGAGAGCCUAGUCAAGGAAGCUGUGUGGUGGGGUUUCAUACAUUUUUAUUGGGGAUGUAUGGAUGAGAACGGACAGUUUCGUGCAUGGUGCGGAGUGAUUGCCCGACUGUUCGUACGACGGGCAGCAGCUUCUGGCAAAUGCUGCUGGGCAAGUGUUUUUUUUUUUUUUCCUUGAAAUUGGAGGCCAGCUUUUUUCCACAUUGCUGUUGCCGGCAUUCAGUGGCAUUUGUAGGCAAUUUGUUCUCGUUCAUGGCUGUGAGCAAAUGUGCCCUCUUGCCUUGUUGGUGUGGGAUGUUUGUAAAGUCGUAGCUCCUUUUCUGAGCGGUAGUGGGUCCGUUCAGAUGGAAUCCAUGGUGCUGGAUAGAAAUGGAGCAAUUGUCUGUAGCUGCUCAAGCCGAUGGCCGCACUCGUUGUUUUCCAGUGACUGCUGGUGGUGCGAGACCUAUCUUGUCUGGCCCGAAUAAUGCAUCUGGAGUAACUGUGCCGAACAAAUUUUUUUAAUCCCACUUCGUUUUUUCGAAAUAAAAAAAAAAAGUGCUGGCACAUUCUCAGUGGCCAGGGAAAGUGUUCUGAAGCCCAAGGAGAGUUAGCGCGGUCGCGACCAUGGCAUGAGGGCUUCGGAAGUUCUUCGACGACUUAACAAUUUUGUUUUAUAUGCGGGAAUAAAGGAAUGAUAGUGACCUUGAA
Messenger RNA from Rhipicephalus sanguineus (brown dog tick), 2105 nucleotides. RefSeq names its product profilin. The transcript is spliced from 4 exons. Gene Ontology annotation, molecular function: actin monomer binding. Gene Ontology annotation, cellular component: cell cortex. NCBI's taxonomy places the organism in Eukaryota, Metazoa, Arthropoda, Arachnida, Ixodida, Ixodidae. Bases 163 to 558 code for a protein of 131 amino acids. The record is from RefSeq and is a predicted model, not a curated record.